AUUUUAUGUUAAUGUGUCUCAGCCAAUCUUCAAUCCUGACCGUCCAAUAUCACUAGUAAUUAGGGUUUCCGGCCCCAUUGCGGAAAUCUCUUUGGUAUUAGGUUUUCCGGCCAAUAUGAACUCCUAAAAGUAGGCGUAAAUGUCCUAAAGUAGCAGGAAUCUUGCUGGUGUUAAGGUUUCCGGCUACUACAAACGCCUAAAAGUAGCCGGAAAUGGCGAAGAAAAAGAUGGAGCUUACUCUCCUUUCUGGCAAAGGCCUGAAAGCCUUCAAUUUCUUCCGAAAACUCUCUGUUUUUGCAGAGGUUUCAGUCGGCGAUCAAAAGACGAAGCAGAAAAUCCCAGCUGACAAAAUCGGGGAUGGGAACCCGGAGUGGAAGCACGCCAUGACCAUCGAUCUCGACGAUCCGGGCCUUGAUCAGAUGAUCCUGACCGUCAAACUCAAGAGCGAGGGUUUAUUCGAGCGAUUAAUCGGCGAGGUUCACAUCCCUGUGCAGAGCCUCCUAGAAGAAGGAUUUGGAGUUUUAAGGUACGUCAGUUAUCAGGUUAGCGAUCCUAAUGGAAAACCUAAUGGAGUUUUGAGUCUCUCUUACAAAAUUACCGGAAACUUUCUGGAAAAUGAAACUUUUCCCGGAAAAUCAGAGAUUCUGGCGACUGAAUAUGCUGCUGUGGUCCAAGAAAACGGGACUUUUCAACCGGAAACUGAUUUUCCUUCCAAAUUUCCCGGUGAAGAGGAUUUCAAAGCACAGGGAAAUGGGGUUUUUGCCCCUUAUCCGACAGUGGAGCAUGACCCAUGCGAUAUUUCAUUCUCUUCGGAGGCGCAAUUUUCCCAGGAAAAUUGUACUCGGCCGCAGCCCGAAAUCUCGUAUUUUCCCCAUGGAGUUCAAAUUUCGGCUCAAAACAUCGGCCAGCCGCCUCCACCUUUCCACUCGCCGCCUCCUCCUCCUCCUCCUCCCCCAGGAUAUUUCGCUUUUCGGCCUCCCCUGCCACCGUUUGAUCCGUACAGUUCCUGGCGCCUGGAAUGUUGUCAAUAUAAUUUCCCGGCAACACAAGGCCCAGGGUUUUGGGGGAUUAAUGAUUCUGAGAGGGGAUUAGGAACUCAUUAUUAUUAGGUAACUAAUAUUUGGAGCCUAUUUUUUAUUUUCCCUAAAUCAAUGAAAAUUGUAGGAGUUUUUUUUUUUUUUUGUAAUGUUUCGAACGUAUCAUUUACCUUUGUACAGUAGUACAGUCUGCAAUUUGGCACGAGUCGUGGAAAAGUUUACAAUUUAAAUAGUAUCUAAGAGGGAUCAGGUAAUGUAAUUUGUGAUUCUUUAA
Amborella trichopoda is the source of this 1311-nucleotide messenger RNA. Its product is annotated as protein SRC2 homolog. Gene Ontology annotation, biological process: defense response. Lineage: Eukaryota; Viridiplantae; Streptophyta; Magnoliopsida; Amborellales; Amborellaceae. The record is from RefSeq and is a predicted model, not a curated record.